AUGGAUAAAUAUCUUAAUAAAAGACCUCGAGUUUCUAUCGGUUCUUCUAGUGCUAAUGUUGAGCAAGAACCACAACAAUUGGGAAAUAAUGUGGUAGUUGAAAAUAAUCCGGACGAGAUUGAAAUUGAUAAAGAGAAAAUUAAAGCCGACCCUGGAUUACGAGACUCUAUGGAUAGUUUUGAUGUGAAUAUUCGGGAUCGUAUUCGUAGAGAAUAUGUUGCCAAAGGUCCUUGCCAACCAAAAAACCAUGAUUUUCCAAAAAAACAAUAUGGGAAAGAUAAGAGAGGGUUUAGGGAUGUUUGGUAUAAAGAUUAUGUUUGGCUUGAAUAUAGUACGACAGCAGAUGCUGCGUAUUGUUUUUGGUAUUUUCUUUUCAAGAGUGGUUAUUUAGCACCGGGAGAUGAAGCAUUUGUUAGUGGUGGUUUCUCUAAUUGGAAGAAGGCUAAUGAAAGAUUUAGAGCUCAUGUUGGGUCAAUGGGUAGUUCACACAACAAAGCUAGAAUUGAAUAUGAAAAUUUUGUAAAUCAAAAGCAGAGUGUGACUUAUAUUGUUAGUAGAGUUAGCUCAAAACAAGAGAAGGAAUAUAGGAUUCGUUUGACUGCAACUCUUGAUGUUAUUCGAUUCCUUUUGAAUCAAGGUUUGGCUUUUAGACGACAUGAUGAGACAUCAACUUCUUCAAAUAGGGGCAACUUUCUAGAGCUAUUAUAUUGGUAUAGUUUAUGGAAUGAUGAAGUUGGUCAAGUUGUAUUGAACAAUGCUCCUGGAAAUAAUCAAAUGAUUGCUCCAUCAAUUCAAAAAGAAAUAGUUAAUGCAUGUGCAGUUGAAACUACGCUAGAAAUAAUGAAGGAACUUGGUGAUGAAUUAUUUUCCAUAAUGGUUGAUGAGUCUCGAGAUUGCUCGGUGAAGGAGCAAAUGGCUAUUGUUAUUAGAUAUGUGAACAAAAAUGGAGAGAUAAUAGAAAGAUUUUUAGCCUUAGUUCAUGUUAAAGAGACUUCAUCAAAAUGCUUGAAAAUGGCAAUUGACUUCGUAUUUCUAAGUUGGGAUUAUCUUUGUCAAGAUUGA
This is a messenger RNA of Salvia splendens (bonfire salvia), 1062 nucleotides long. RefSeq names its product zinc finger MYM-type protein 1-like. The transcript has a single exon. The record is from RefSeq and is a predicted model, not a curated record. NCBI's taxonomy places the organism in Eukaryota, Viridiplantae, Streptophyta, Magnoliopsida, Lamiales, Lamiaceae. The coding region runs from base 1 to 1062 and encodes 353 amino acids.